This is a messenger RNA of Paramuricea clavata, 336 nucleotides long. NCBI's taxonomy places the organism in Eukaryota, Metazoa, Cnidaria, Anthozoa, Malacalcyonacea, Plexauridae. The record is from the annotation of a GenBank genome assembly.
AUGAAUGACUUCGACCGACUGGAAGGAGCUGAAGGAGGUGAUGAGGGGGUUAUUGAUGAUACACCUAUUGACGAGGAUGACUUUCUUUCAGGACUAGACGACGAUCAAAGACUAGACGAUGCAAAAACCUCCAGUUUCCGUGAGGAAAAUAAAGACGACUCAUACAGGAAGAGGAAAAGGCAGUUAGACGAACUAAGCACAUACGGAAAAUUUGAUGACAUAAAGGUAGAAUAUGUUAGGAAGCUCUUUCAAACUGAGUACCGAAUAGACCCUGCCGAUGGACAGAACUCUAAGGAACUUGUCUCCCGUUUGGACCUCACUAAAAUAUACGCGUGA